AUCCUCCCUUGACAUGGGCCACAUAGCUGCCAAGAUGAAGACGAAAGAGAUUGCUUCGCCGGUCAAGCAAUAUUGCUGUAAUCAUCCAAUGCUAAUUACCACAUAAUCACCCCUUUAUCUUGACUAAAUACACUCACAAUUCAACUACCAUAGCUUCUUCACCUAAAUAAAUUCAAAUGCUACCAUCCCCCCAUAUCCCGAGGAAUCAAUUUCCAAUCAAACAUGGCCACCCCAAACCUCUACAGCAGGGAAACCGAAGUAAAAGCCUUCGAUGAUACCAAAACCGGCGUUAAAGGUUUAGUCCAAAGCGGCAUUACUCAAGUUCCUAAAUUCUUCAUAAACCUCCAAAUUGAUCCACAACAAUCACUCAUCAACUCACACAACGCCCAAUUCGAGUUCCCAUUGAUUGACCUAGAAGGCGUCGGCGACGAUCCGAUCAAGCGCGAGGCCGUCGUCGACGCCGUUCGCGAAGCUUCCGGGACUUGGGGAUUCUUCCAAGUGAUCAACCACGGGAUUUCGGAGGCUGUAUUGGAGGAUAUGAUCGAUGGAGUGCGCCGUUUCUUCGGUCAAGACGAUGAAGAGAAGAAGAAGUGGUAUACUAGGGAUUUGAAAUCAAGGGUUGUUUACAACAGCAAUUUCGAUUUGUAUAGCGCGCCGUCGGCUAAUUGGAGAGACACUGUUUACUGUGAAAUGGCUCUGGAUCUUCCUCAACCCGAGGAAUUGCCCGCUGUUUGCAGUGAUAUAAUGAUUGAAUACACAAAACAAGUUCUGAAGCUAGGAAGAAGUAUGUUUCAACUACUAUCUGAGGCACUCGGUCUCAAGGCCGAUCACCUCGUUGACAUGAAAUGUGCAGAUGGGAUCGCUAUGUUGCUGCAUUACUAUCCGGAAUGCCCUCAGCCGGAGCUAACUCUAGGCACGAGCAAGCAUGCUGACAGCGACUUCCUAACGGUGAUGCUGACUGACCAAGUAGGAGGCCUGCAAGUCCUGUACCAGAACCAGUGGGUUGAUGUACCCUUUGUGGUAGGAGCUCUUGUGGUAAAUAUUGGUGAUCUUCUUCAGCUUGUAUCAAAUGAUAGGUUUGUUAGUGCUGAGCACAGAGUAUUAGUAAAUAGCUCGAGCUCGAGAGUUUCAGUCGCGUGUUUCUUCAGAGACCCUAUCUGGUCCAUGGAGCUCUACAGGCCGAUUGAAGAGCUCGUAUCGGAAGAUAACCCGACGAGGUAUAGGGCAACUACUUUGGCAGAGUAUAUCACCCACGUACACUCCAAGGGGCUGGAUGGAACUUCUGCUUUGUCACAUUUUCAAGUUUGAGAAGGUAGAAAUAUGAUGAAGAUGAUGUAGAGUUCAUUUUUAUCCAUGGUUUGGAUAGGCUGGAUUGCUUGGACAAAAAAGCAGAAACUCUUGGGUGAUGCCAAUUUAAGAUAAUGGGUUUACUUUGAGAAUCCAUCGCCGACCACCAGCACAAUGUCUAUGCCUUGGCCCUCGGCAAUACCACGAUGAAGCCUCCCAAUUCGGUUGGGCUAGAGUGGUCAAUGGUUGAAUCGUUUUGUGUUGUUAUCGUGUGGUUGUCAUGCCGGGUUUGCAUCGUUAUAUCGUGUCAUUGUUAUGUCUUGUCAAGUCUGUAUCUUUAUCGUGUUGUAUCUACUCAAAUAGAAUCGUAUAGUAAACAAAUUUGUAUCAUGUUUGUGUUUGAA
Messenger RNA from Salvia splendens (bonfire salvia), 1691 nucleotides. RefSeq names its product 1-aminocyclopropane-1-carboxylate oxidase homolog 1-like. The coding region runs from base 223 to 1308 and encodes 361 amino acids. The transcript has 3 exons. Lineage: Eukaryota; Viridiplantae; Streptophyta; Magnoliopsida; Lamiales; Lamiaceae. The record is from RefSeq and is a predicted model, not a curated record.